This is a messenger RNA of Eubalaena glacialis (North Atlantic right whale), 5871 nucleotides long. It is a transcript of the gene CUX1, whose product is annotated as cut like homeobox 1. Gene Ontology annotation, cellular component: Golgi membrane. The record is from RefSeq and is a predicted model, not a curated record. Lineage: Eukaryota; Metazoa; Chordata; Mammalia; Artiodactyla; Balaenidae. Gene Ontology annotation, biological process: regulation of DNA-templated transcription; intra-Golgi vesicle-mediated transport. The transcript is spliced from 24 exons. Bases 464 to 5353 code for a protein of 1629 amino acids. Gene Ontology annotation, molecular function: DNA binding; DNA-binding transcription factor activity, RNA polymerase II-specific.
CCCCGCCAGGCGUGGGGCGCCCAGCGCGGACCCCGGGGUUUGUUUACGUCCGGGCGGGUGCCCGGGGGCCACCCGCAGACCCCGCAGCCGCCCCGCUCUUUUGUGUGCCUGCAGGAGCGGCGCGGAACCGGCCCCUCCGCGGCCGGGGACCCCGGUAGGGGCGCUUGGGGAAACUUGCUGGGGGCGGCGGGCGCCGCGCACGCGGAGCCCGAGUGUCGGGUGUCCCGGGGGCGCGGGUACGGGCGCCGGAGGAGGACUGCAACUUUCCCCGAACGCAGGCCCGGCUCUGCGCCCGGGCGCGCGGUCUGUCCGGGCCGGGGGUGCUUGCUCCCCGGCGCCUGUCUGGGCAGCCCUCUCCCCGCGCCUAGGGGCUCCCGCGGACCCCAGUAAACACCCCUCCCCCCGCUACUCUCUGACCCUCUCCUCCGAGGCCCUGUCCUCGCAGCAGGGUCCGCGGGGGGCAAUGGACCGCGCGGCGGGUCCGCUUCGAAAUGCCUACUCCGAUCGGGUUCUCGAAAGCAAAGCCCCGGGGGCCUCGCUGGACUGUGGUGUGCUGGGCCGUGGUCCACGCGCCGAGCCCCGGGCGCCGAGGGGGCAUCGUGCUGGGGCUCCACAUCCGGCGGCCGAGCCGCAGCCGUGCCCAGGGGGCGUGUUCCUGCCUGCCAACCCCCACCCAGGGGAGCGGCGCGCCCUCGGGGUCUGCCCGGGACCUGCCAGUUCCGCGCUCGCGGCGCCUGGACGGCUCCGGGACUCUGCCAGGUGGAUGUUGUGCGUAGCCGGAGCCAAGUUGAAGAGGGAACUCGAUGCCACCGCAACAGUAUUGGCGAACCGGCAGGAUGAAAGCGAGCAGUCGAGAAAGCGGCUCAUCGAGCAGAGCCGAGAGUUCAAGAAGAACACUCCAGAGGAUUUGCGCAAGCAGGUAGCGCCGCUGCUGAAGAGCUUCCAAGGGGAGAUUGAUGCACUGAGUAAAAGAAGCAAAGAAGCUGAGGCAGCCUUCUUGAAUGUCUACAAGAGAUUGAUUGAUGUUCCAGAUCCCGUUCCGGCUCUGGACCUCGGGCAGCAGCUCCAGCUCAAAGUGCAGCGCCUACACGACAUUGAAACAGAGAACCAGAAACUUAGGGAAACUCUCGAAGAAUACAACAAGGAAUUUGCUGAAGUGAAAAAUCAAGAGGUAACGAUAAAAGCACUUAAAGAGAAAAUCCGAGAAUAUGAACAGACUCUGAAGAACCAAGCCGAGACCAUAGCUCUCGAAAAGGAACAAAAGUUACAAAAUGAUUUUGCAGAAAAGGAGAGAAAACUGCAGGAGACCCAGAUGUCCACCACCUCAAAGCUGGAAGAAGCCGAACAUAAAGUCCAGACUCUGCAAACAGCGCUGGAAAAAACUCGAACAGAAUUAUUUGACCUGAAAACCAAAUAUGAUGAAGAAAUUACCGCCAAGGCCGACGAAAUUGAAAUGAUCAUGACGGACCUUGAAAGAGCAAACCAGAGGGCAGAGGUGGCUCAGAGAGAGGCGGAGACCUUGAGGGAGCAGCUCUUGUCGGCCAACCACUCUCUCCAGCUGGCCUCCCAGAUCCAGAAGGCGCCGGAUGUGGAGCAGGCCAUAGAGGUCCUCACCCGCUCCAGCCUGGAAGUUGAGUUGGCCGCCAAAGAGCGGGAGAUCGCGCAGCUGGUGGAGGACGUGCAGAGACUCCAGGCCAGCCUCACCAAGCUGCGCGAGAACUCGGCCAGCCAGAUCUCCCAGCUCGAGCAGCAGCUGAGUGCCAAGAACAGCACCCUCAAACAACUGGAAGAAAAACUCAAAGGACAGGCUGACUAUGAAGAGGUGAAGAAAGAGCUAAACAUCCUGAAGUCCAUGGAGUUUGCUCCGGCCGAGGGAGCUGGGACGCAGGACUCAUCCAGGCCCCUGGAGGUACUGCUGCUGGAGAAGAACCGCUCGCUGCAGUCCGAGAACGCCGCGCUGCGCAUCUCCAACAGCGACCUGAGUGGGUCAGCCAGGAGAAAAGGGAAAGACCAGCCUGAGAGUCGGCGUCCUGGACCUUUGCCGGCCUCCCCUCCUUCUCAGUUGCCCCGCAACACGGGGGAGCAGGCUUCCAAUACUAAUGGUACACACCAGUUCUCACCAGCGGGGUUAACGCAAGACUUUUUCAGCUCAUCCCUGGCAAGCCCCAGCCUGCCCCUGGCUUCUACGGGAAAAUUUGCACUAAACUCUCUCCUCCAACGACAGCUAAUGCAGUCCUUCUACUCCAAGGCCAUGCAGGAAGCAGGAAGCACAAGCACGAUUUUUUCAACAGGUCCAUACAGCACAAACUCCAUAUCUUCCCAAAGUCCAUUACAACAAAGCCCUGAUGUAAAUGGCAUGGCCCCGUCUCCCAGCCAGUCAGAAAGUGCUGGGAGCAUCUCCGAGGGCGAGGAGAUAGACACUGCAGAAAUCGCCCGGCAGGUGAAAGAGCAGCUGAUCAAGCACAAUAUCGGACAGCGCAUUUUCGGACACUACGUCUUGGGACUGUCUCAAGGGUCCGUGAGCGAGAUUCUGGCCCGGCCCAAGCCGUGGAAUAAACUGACGGUUCGCGGCAAGGAGCCGUUUCACAAGAUGAAGCAGUUCCUCUCGGACGAGCAGAACAUCCUGGCUCUUCGCAGCAUCCAAGGCAGACAAAGAGAGAAUCCAGGCCAGAGCCUGAACAGACUCUUUCAGGAAGUACCGAAACGAAGAAAUGGGUCUGAAGGUAACAUCACCACCCGGAUCCGAGCCUCAGAGACCGGGUCCGAUGAAGCAAUCAAGUCCAUCCUGGAACAAGCCAAAAGGGAGCUGCAAGUACAGAAAACCGCAGAGCCGGCCCAGCCUUCCUCGGUGUCCAGCAGCGGGAACUCCGACGACGCCAUCCGCUCCAUCCUGCAGCAGGCCCGCCGCGAGAUGGAGGCCCAGCAGGCCGCCCUCGACCCCGCCUUAAAGCCAGCGCCGCUGUCCCAGACGGACAUCGCCAUCCUGACCCCCAAGCUAAUACCCCCCUCGCCCAUGUCGUCGGUGUCCGGUUACUCUCCAUUAGCCGUCUCCCUGAAGAAGGCCCCCUCGGCUCCCGACUCCAGCGCCCCCGCUCUGCCCAACCCCCCGGCCCUGAAGAAGGAGUCCCAGGACGUGCCCGGGCCAGACCUCCCGGGGGCGGCCGACUCCGCACAGGGGGUCCUCAGACACGUGAAGAGCGAGCUGGGCCGCAGCGGCGUGUGGAAAGACCACUGGUGGAGCGCCGUCCAGCCCGAGAGGAAGAGCAGCGCUCCCCCCGAAGACCCCAAGGCUGAAGAAGCCAGCGGCGGGAAAGAAAAAGGCGGCAGCGGCAGUGGCGGGCAGGCGCGGGCCGAGCGCGGCCAGCUCCAGGGCCCCUCGUCGUCAGAAUACUGGAAGGACUGGCCCAGCGCCGAGUCGCCGUACUCCCAGAGCUCAGAGCUGAGCCUCACCGGAGCCAGCCGCAGCGAGACACCCCAGAACAGCCCUCUGCCCUCCUCCCCCAUCGUGCCCCUGUCGAAGCCCACCAAGCCCUCGGUCCCUCCGCUGACCCCCGAGCAGUACGAGAUCUACAUGUACCAGGAGGUGGACACCAUCGAGCUCACCCGGCAGGUGAAGGAGAAGCUGGCCAAGAACGGCAUCUGUCAGAGGAUCUUCGGGGAGAAGGUGCUGGGCCUGUCCCAGGGCAGUGUCAGCGACAUGCUGUCCCGGCCGAAGCCAUGGAGCAAGCUGACCCAAAAAGGCCGCGAACCCUUCAUCCGGAUGCAGCUCUGGCUGAAUGGCGAGCUGGGCCAGGGCGUCCUGCCUGUCCAAGGACAGCAGCAAGGGCCAGUCCUGCACUCCAUGACGUCACUCCAGGACCCCCUGCAGCAGGGCUGCGUGAGCUCAGAAAGCACCCCAAAGACCUCUGCCAGCUGCAGCCCUGCACCCGAAUCACCGAUGAGCUCUAGCGAAUCAGUGAAGAGUUUGACUGAACUGGUCCAGCAGCCCUGUCCCCCCAUUGAAACAAGUAAGGAUGGCAAACCGCCAGAACCCAGCGACCCGCCCGCUUCAGACUCCCAGCCCACCACCCCACUGCCUCUGUCCGGACACUCGGCUCUCAGCAUUCAAGAGCUGGUGGCCAUGUCUCCAGAGCUGGACACCUACGGCAUAACCAAGAGGGUCAAGGAGGUGCUGACCGACAACAACCUGGGUCAGCGCUUGUUUGGGGAGACCAUCCUAGGGCUCACCCAAGGCUCCGUCUCCGACCUCCUAGCUCGUCCAAAGCCCUGGCACAAGCUCAGUCUGAAGGGGCGGGAGCCCUUUGUCCGGAUGCAGCUGUGGCUGAAUGACCCCAACAAUGUGGAGAAGCUGAUGGACAUGAAACGGAUGGAAAAGAAAGCCUACAUGAAGCGGCGGCACAGCUCGGUCAGCGACAGCCAGCCCUGCGAGCCCCCCUCCGCUGGCAUCGACUACAGCCAGGGCGCCAGCCCCCAGCCCCAGCACCAGCUGAAGAAACCCCGAGUGGUGCUGGCUCCCGAAGAGAAGGAAGCUCUGAAACGAGCGUAUCAGCAAAAGCCAUACCCGUCACCAAAAACCAUCGAAGAACUCGCCACCCAGCUCAACUUGAAAACCAGCACUGUCAUCAACUGGUUCCACAAUUACAGGUCUCGGAUCCGCAGAGAACUGUUUAUUGAGGAGAUUCAGGCCGGGAGCCAGGGCCAGGCCGGGGCCAGCGACUCGCCGUCGGCCCGGAGCGGCCGGGCAGCGCCCAGCUCGGAGGGCGACAGCUGCGACGGCGUGGAGGCCGCCGAGGGCCCGGGCGCCGCGGACGCCGAAGAGUCGGGCGGCCCCGCGGCCGCCGCCAAGUCUCAGGGAGGGCCGGCCGAGGCGGCCGCGGCCCCGGAGGAGCGGGAGGAGGCGCCGCGGCCGGCGGAGAAGGCGGAGCCGCCGUCCUCGGGGACCGCGGCCCCGGACGCCGCCACCGACGAGAGCCGGCCCCGGGCGCCACCGCCGCCGCCGCCGCCGCCCGAGGGCCCCGCGGACGGCCCGGGGCCCGUGCCAAACCCCGCCGCCGCCGCCGCCGCGCCCGCGGCCGGGGAGGACGCCGCUACCUCAGCCGCCCCGCCGGGGGAGGGCCCGUGCAGGGCCCGGGACGGCGCCGACAGGAGUUCCGCUUUGCCAAGCACCAGCGCGCCCGCGGCCGCCCGCAGGCCCAGCUCGCUGCAGAGCCUCUUCGGCCUCCCGGAGGCGGCGGGCGCCAGGGACUCGCGAGACAACCCCUUGAGGAAGAAGAAGGCCGCGAACUUGAACAGCAUAAUCCACCGCCUGGAGAAGGCCGCCAGCCGGGAGGAGCCCAUCGAAUGGGAGUUCUGAGAGGGCGCCGCCCGCCCGUCCCGCCCGUCCCGCCCGUCCCGCCGAGCCGGGCCGAGUCUGGCCGAGCCGGGCCGCGCCUGACCGGGCAGGGCCGAGUCGGGCCGAGCUGGGCCUAGUCGAGCCGAGCUGGGCCGAGUCUGGCCGAGCCGGGCCGAACCGGGCCGGGCAGGAGGGGGGGGCGCCGACUCCGCGGCCUGGACCGUGUUGCGCACUUACCGCCCUGCGGGCCACAGGGCAAAAUCGCCAUAGGCCAAGGUGCAUAUAGAAAACAAAGGAGCAUUAAGCCCAAUCUAUGUCGUGUUUUCGAGGAAGAAAACGGAAAUGUGUAGUCGAGCUUUUUUGUACCCUGAAGUGUUUUUUUUAUUGCCCUAAGUGAUUUCCACAGGUUCUGGAAUAACUCUUACAGCUUUGCCUUGCGCCCUCCUCUUUCGUGUGGGCUUUAAAAAAAAAAAAAAAAAAUCAAACCCACAUAUUAAAAGGGGGCUUUUUAUCUGCCAUCUAAUGGCUUCAGAGCGAUA